This is a messenger RNA of Alosa alosa (allis shad), 2967 nucleotides long. Its product is annotated as mediator of RNA polymerase II transcription subunit 15. Bases 151 to 2967 code for a protein of 938 amino acids. The record is from RefSeq and is a predicted model, not a curated record. NCBI's taxonomy places the organism in Eukaryota, Metazoa, Chordata, Actinopteri, Clupeiformes, Clupeidae. The transcript is spliced from 9 exons.
UAUUUAAUCGGCUAGAGGAAUGCUGUUAGUUAUUCCUGGUGUGGUCUGGUCACCAGAACAUUUUCAGUGGUUUACUCUGCUUGUUUUAUGUUCAUGUUAAUAAUAGGCAGAUUUACAAAGAACACGUGAGUGUGUAAGCUGAUACUCAAAAUGAUUAGGGUAGGUCUACCCAAGGCUUGUGCAGUUGUGUGCAUUGUCAUUGCUUUGGUCGGCGUUUUGCCCACGUGCAUUGGAUCUGUCGAAGUGUCGAAGACUUCGUCUAACUCUACCGUAGGCCUACUGUUGCCAAAUGAAGCGACUGGAGAAGAGAAUGGUUCCGAGGAUGAGGUUAGCAGCUACAGACACCCACGGAGUGCCAGCUCUGUAGAAUAUGCGAAACGCGAGGCCGCUUUCAAGAACUAUAUGUUGAGGACUCAGUCAAGCGAGGCCGUUCCAGAGGACCCUGAAGUUCUGUGCGGAAAGAACUCAAUCAAUGUGAGAAUUCGGUCCGACGAUGCCGAAAACCUCCACGUCUAUGCACCGAAUGGCUCACCACUCACCCUAAAGGAACUGCCUGUCUACUGUAACAUCAUUUCUAAGACGUUGAACAGGGACGUUGUCUUGGUAUCUCUCAUUGAUGGGUGUUUUGUCAAACCGCAGGGUUCUGCAUAUGUUCUUAACCUGAUGUGGUUUGGAAGACCUAUACAGGUGACCUGUCCUAGAGAAGAACCACCACUGAUUAUCUGUAAAACACACUCAAUGGAAGUUUUGUUUUGUGGGGAAGAACUUGAUAAAACGCUUUCAAUAAAUGUGAAAGGCAGAUGGAUUCCCCUGCAGUAUGCGCUAGCCCUGUGCCAGUUCGAACUUGACACCACUCCAAAGAUGCUAUCUUUUUCAACGCCGUACAUUGGUUGUGGCAUGACCCAUGAGAAUGGCUUCCACAACCUGAGCAUCAGGUCAGAGGAGAUGAACAUGAGUCUGUCCUGCGCAGACAAUGGGUAUGCAGAUCCUCUCUCAAAAAUACCCACGAUUCCUGAGCAACUAACUUCCCAGUUACCAAAACAGCCUCAAGUUCAGAGGGGCCCCCAAUCUGUUGAGCAGUUCCAUCAGCAAGUUCCUCAGCAGGUGCCCCAGCCGUCCCAGGUUCAGCAGUUGCCCCAGUACACCCAGGUUCUUCAAGAGAUCUUCCAGGAGCAGUCUGAAGUCCAAAAAAUUCCACAGCAAGUCCCCCAGCAGCCCCAGGUUCAGCAGGGCCAUCAGGAGAUCUUGCAACAGCAGUCUGAAGUGCAGGAAGUUCCAAAGCAGGUUCCCCAGAAGCCUCAGGUUCAGCAGUGGCCCCAGCAGCCCCAGGUUCAGCAGUGGCCCCAGCCGUCCCUGGUUCAGCAGUUGCCCCAGCAGCCCCUGGUUCAGCAGUUGCCCCAGCAGCCUCAGGUUCAGCAGUUGCCCCAGCAGCCUCAGGUUCAGCAGUUGCCCCAGCAGCCUCAGGUUCAGCAGUUGCCCCAGCAGCCUCAGGCUCAGCAGGUGCCCAAGCAGACCCAGGCUCAGCAGGUGCCCCAGCAGAUCUUGCAGCAGCAGUCUGAAGUCCAGCAAGUUCCACAGCAGGUCCCUCAGCAGAGCCAGGUUCAGCAGGUCUCCCAACGUAACCAGUUUCAGCAGGGCCUUCAGGAGAUUGAUGUGAAGAAGCACCAAAUCAUGCAAGCUUCACAAUUACACAGACCAGCACUACAGCACUUUUUUAAGCCUCAAGUUCAGCGUGUCCCCCAGUCUAUUCAGGAGUUACACCAGGAGGUCAUUCAGCAGUUGCCCCAGCAGUCUCAGGUUCAGCAGUUGCCCCAGCAGCCCCAGGUUCAGCAGUUGCCCCAGCAGCCCCAGGUUCAGCAGGUGCCCCAGCAGCCCCAGGUUCAGCAGGUGCCCCAGCAGCCCCAGGUUCAGCAGGUGCCCCAGCAGCCCCAGGUUCAGCAGGUGCCCCAGCCGCCCCAGGUUCAGCAGGGUGACCCCCCAGCCCCAGCCCAGGUUCAGCAGGUGCCCCAGCAGCCCCAGGGUUUCACCAGGUGGCCCCAGUUGCCCCAGCCCAGGUUCAGCAGUGGCCCCAGCCAGGUGCCCCAGGUUCAGCAGGUGCCCCAGGUCAGGUUCAGUGCCCCAGCAGCCCCAGGUCAGCAGUUGCCCCAGCAGCCCCAGGUUCAGCAGGUGCCCCAGCAGCCCCAGCCGCCCCAGGCUCAGCAGUUGCCCCAGCCGCCCCAGGCUCAGCAGUUGCCCCAGCCGCCCCAGGCUCAGCAGGUGCCCCAGCCGACCCAGGCUCAGCAGGUGCCCCAGCAGAUCUUGCAGCAGCAGUCUGAAGUCCAGCAAGUUCCACAGCAGGUCCCUCAGCAGAGCCAGGUUCAGCAGGUCUCCCAACGUAACCAGUUUCAGCAGGGCCUUCAGGAGAUUGGCAUUCAGCAGUUACCCCAGGAGGUCAUUCAGCAGUUGCCCCAGCAGCCCCAGGUUCAGCAGUUGCCCCAGCAGCCCCAGGUUCAGCAGUUGCCCCAGCAGCCCCAGGUUCAGCAGUUGCCCCAGCAGCCCCAGGUUCAGCAGGUGCCCCAGCAGCCCCAGGUUCAGCAGGUGCCCCAGCAGCCCCAGGUUCAGCAGGUGCCCCAGCAGCCCCAGGUUCAGCAGGUGCCCCAGCAGCCCCAGGUUCAGCAGUUGCCCCAGCAGCCCCAGGUUCAGCAGUUGCCCCAGCAGCCCCAGGUUCAGCAGUUGCCCCAGCAGUCCCAGGUUCAGCAGGAGAUCGGGAUGGGACCCUUAAGAUCCACCACUCCGCCUAUUGAUCUAAUGGGAGCUCAGCAGCAGAAGUUUCCAGAACGCAGUCUUCCUCAGGCUCACCCCUCCUCUCCCAAGCUUUCAGAGGCUCAUAUUGAAUACAAUCUGAACAUGCACCACAGGAUCCCCAUAGUCAGCAGAUGCCCCAGCAUCAACCUCAAGUUCAAGAGGUCCCCCAAGCUGAAGCCCUGA